Messenger RNA from Rhododendron vialii, 2718 nucleotides. RefSeq names its product homeobox-leucine zipper protein GLABRA 2. Gene Ontology annotation, molecular function: DNA-binding transcription factor activity, RNA polymerase II-specific; DNA binding; lipid binding. The transcript is spliced from 11 exons. Gene Ontology annotation, biological process: regulation of DNA-templated transcription. Lineage: Eukaryota; Viridiplantae; Streptophyta; Magnoliopsida; Ericales; Ericaceae. The coding region runs from base 99 to 2441 and encodes 780 amino acids. The record is from RefSeq and is a predicted model, not a curated record.
UAAAUCAACCCGACCCCACAAUCUCUCUCUCUCUCUCUCUCUCUCUCUCUCUCAAAACCACACCAUCUCCCCAUAAAACAAACCCAUUUCGAAAGCAGAUGGCUAGAACUGCCAUGGGCGUCGUCGAUAUGUCGAACAACAACACCAACAACAAUCCUCCUCCUCCUCGUCCUCCGAAUUCUCGCACCAAGGACUUCUUCGCAUCCCCUGCUCUCUCCCUCAGUCUCGCCGGGAUAUUCCGAGAUGGGGCGGCUGCAGCGGCGGCGGCGGCGAACAUGGAGGUGGAGGAGGGAGACGAAGGGAGCGGUGGCGGCGGAGGGAGGAGAGAGGAGACAGUGGAGAUUAGCAGUGAGAACUCGGGGCAUGCAAGAUCGAGGUCGGAGGAGUUGGAUUUCGACGGCGGCGAAGGGGAGGACGAGGAGGGGGACGGCGGAGACGGGGACGGCGGCGAUAAGAACAAGAAAAAGAAGAGGAAAAAGUAUCACAGGCAUACCGCCGAGCAAAUCCGAGAAAUGGAAGCGCUUUUUAAAGAGUCACCUCAUCCUGAUGAGAAGCAAAGGCAGCAACUGAGCAAGCAGUUAGGCCUUGCUCCUAGACAAGUCAAGUUCUGGUUUCAAAAUCGUCGAACCCAAAUCAAGGCGAUACAGGAGCGCCAUGAAAAUUCAUUACUGAAAACUGAAAUGGACAAACUCCGCGAUGAAAACAAGAGCUUGAGGGAAACAAUCAAGAAAUCUGCUUGUCCUAAUUGUGGUUUUGCUACCUCUAGCAAGGAUGCUUCUGUAGCAACAGAGGAGCAACAGCUGAAAAUUGAGAAUGCCCGUCUCAAGGCCGAGAUCGAAAAACUCCGAGCAGCUGUGGGGAAACACCCUCCCGGAGCAUCAUCGACAAACUCUUCGUGCUCAGCCGGAAAUGACCAAGAAAACAGAAGCUCUUUGGAUUUCUAUACUGGCAUUUUUGGGCUAGAAAAGACAAGAAUCAUGGAGAUUGUCAACCAAGGGAUGGAAGAGCUUAAAAAGAUGGCUACAGCUGGGGACCCGCUUUGGGUUCGUAGUGUGGAAACUGGUCGCGAGAUACUCAACUAUGAUGAGUACGUGAAAGAGUUCUCUGUGGAUAGCUCUAGCAAUGGGCGUCCAAAAAGGUCUAUUGAGGCCUCAAGAGAGACUGGAGUUGUUUUUGUGGAUCUCCCGCGGCUAGUUCAGAGUUUUAUGGAUGUGAAUCAAUGGAAGGAGAUGUUUCCAUGCAUGAUUUCGAAAGCAGCUACUGUCGAUGUCAUCUCGAAUGGAGAAGGUCCCAACAGGAGUGGUGCUGUUCAAUUGAUGUUUGCAGAGCUGCAAAUGCUCACACCAAUGGUGCCAACCAGAGAAGUGUACUUUAUCCGGCAUUGCAAGCAAUUGAGUGCUGACCAAUGGGCUAUUGUCGAUGUAUCUGUCGACAAAGUUGAAGACAACAUUGAUGCGUCUCUGGUGAAAUGUAGAAAACGUCCAUCCGGUUGCAUCAUUGAGGACAAAUCAAAUGGCCACUGUAAGGUAAUCUGGGUAGAGCACUUGGAAUGUCAGAAAAGUAUAAUUCCCACCAUGUACCGUUCUAUAGUUAAUAGUGGUAUAGCCUUCGGAGCAAGGCAUUGGAUUGCAACAUUACAGCAGCAAUGUGAGCGGCUUGUGUUCUUCAUGGCUACAAAUGUUCCAACAAAAGACUCAAGCGGUGUUGCCACAUUGGCGGGCAGGAAAAGCAUUCUGAAAUUGGCACAAAGAAUGACAUGGAGCUUUUGCCGUGCACUAGGAGCCUCAAGUUACCAUACGUGGACCAAGGUCUCUAGUAAAACGGGGGAUGACAUAAGGGUGGCUUCCAGGAAGAAUUUGAAUGACCCGGGAGAACCACUCGGGGUAAUCAUGUGUGCAGUUUCAUCUGUGUGGUUGCCCGUGUCUCACCAUGUUCUGUUUGACUUCCUUAGAGAUGAAGCCCGUCGACAUGAGUGGGACAUCAUGUCAAGUGGAGGUCCAGUUCAAUCCAUUGCGAACUUGGCGAAAGGACAGGAUAGAGGCAAUGCAGUCACUAUCCAAACAAUGAAAUCAAAAGAGAAUAGUAUGUGGAUACUUCAAGAUAGCAGCACCAACACCUACGAAUCAAUGGUGGUCUUUGCUCCCGUGGACAUCACCGGCAUGCAGUCUGUGAUGACUGGCUGUGACGCUAGCAACGUUGCCGUACUUCCUUCCGGUUUCUCAAUUCUUCCAGACGGACUCGAGUCGAGGCCUCUGGUAAUCACUUCGCGACCGGAGGAGAAGAGCACAGAAGGAGGGUCCUUGCUCACCAUUGCAUUUCAAAUCCUGACCAACACCUCUCCCACUGCCAAACUAUCCAUGGAGUCUGUGGAAUCUGUCAACACUCUUAUAUCAUGCACACUAAGAAACAUAAAGACAAGCUUGCAAUGCGAAGAUGGGUGAUCGUUAUCAGCCCCCCUUUUAGACAGAUAGAGACCAACUAAUUGUAAAGUUCAUAGAAUUAUGGUUUUAGUUAUCACAUUUUUUGGUUUUUUCGUUUACUUCCUGAGUGACAAAUACUGUUCUAGGUCUGAAUCUUCUUUGAUUUGUUUCAUUUUCAGAUAUUGGGUAAACCUCCUUACAUUACGAGGGAAAGGGGCGUUGCUUUCUUUUUGUUCCCCCUUUACUUGUACCUUCACAAUAUUUGGAAAUAUCAUUUGUGAGGCUUGAAGUUUGUUUA